AUUCCAGAUGUAAAUCUAAAGUGACACUUCUCCUUCAACUUAAUUAAAGAAGCUACGCAACGUUAAAAGGUGCACUGAACUACGACAAACGAAAGAAAUUUGAUCAAACAUGUCGCCGUCGUUGUUAUUGUCUCAGUAUCUGGAGAAUUCCGGCGGAAUCGCCAUCGUAGACGGCGGACUUGCGACGGAGCUAGAGCGUCACGGCGCCGAUCUCAAUGAUCCUCUCUGGAGCGCUAAAUGCCUCCUCACCUCCCCUCACCUUGUUCGCCAGGUUCACCUUGAUUACCUUGAAGCUGGUGCUGAUAUUAUAAUAUCUGCAUCAUAUCAGGCCACUAUCCAGGGUUUUCGUGCCAAAGGAUUAUCACAAGAAGAAAGUGAAGCGUUACUUAGGAAAAGUGUUGAUAUUGCUUGUGAGGCACGUGAUUUAUACUACAAAAACUGUGGUAAAGCUUCUGCGGAGGGCCUGGAGGCUAGACAUGAUAGCAAGAUCCUAAAAUCUCGGCCCAUCUUGGUUGCAGCAUCAGUGGGAAGUUAUGGUGCUUAUUUGGCUGAUGGUUCUGAGUAUAGUGGGAACUAUGGUGAUACAGUGACUCUGGAUUACUUAAAAGAUUUUCAUCGGAGAAGAGUUCAGGUUUUGGCUGAAUCAGGUGCCGACCUAAUUGCGUUUGAAACAAUUCCAAAUAAAGUUGAAGCACAGGCAUAUGCUGAACUCCUUAAUGAGGAAAACAUAAAAAUUCCCGCAUGGUUUACUUUUAGCUCAAAGGAUGGUGAGAAUGUGGUCAGCGGUGAUUCUUUGCUCGAGUGUGCAUCAAUUGCCGAGGCCAGCAAGAAGGUUGUUGCAGUUGGGAUCAACUGUACCCCUCCUAGAUUUAUUGAAGGACUGAUUUUGUUAAUUAAAAAGGUGGCGACCAAGCCAAUUAUUAUAUAUCCAAACAGUGGUGAAACCUAUGAUCCCAUUGUAAAGAAUUGGGUGCAAAAUACAGGUGUUCAAGAUGAAGAUUUUGUUUCUUAUGUGAAAAAUUGGCAGAAGGCAGGCGCUUCUCUAUUUGGCGGUUGUUGUAGAACUACUCCAAAGACGAUAAAUGGCAUUUACAGGACUCUCUCAGAGCAUUCAGUGUCACUGCGUUAACAAGUAACUGACACUUUUGUGUUGUAAAUGACUAAUUCGGAAAUAUGACCCGGGCAUGUGUACUAUUGCCUUCAUUGACCGAAUUUCUUGACCGGAUUUGUUUACUGAAGAGACCUUCUCGUUUUCUGUAUAUAAAGGAUUUGGAUAUCUGCACAAAGUCAAGCUUUGCAUACAAAAAAGUCACCGUUUCCUUUACUUUUUGUCUCAAAUUUCUGUACCGAAAACUCUCUCCUCUCAAUAAGUUACACCCCCUUGUCCCUUGAUAGUUAA
This is a messenger RNA of Spinacia oleracea (spinach), 1399 nucleotides long. RefSeq names its product homocysteine S-methyltransferase 2. Bases 110 to 1129 code for a protein of 339 amino acids. Gene Ontology annotation, biological process: S-methylmethionine cycle. The record is from RefSeq and is a predicted model, not a curated record. The transcript is spliced from 7 exons. Gene Ontology annotation, molecular function: S-adenosylmethionine-homocysteine S-methyltransferase activity; zinc ion binding. Lineage: Eukaryota; Viridiplantae; Streptophyta; Magnoliopsida; Caryophyllales; Amaranthaceae.